GUCGUGUCCGUCAUGAGAACUAGGUCGACAGAAUAGUCAAUGUCUAAUUUUUUGGAUUGUUCGAGCAGUAAUUUGCUGGCAUAGAAUUAGAAUUUCAGUAAAGUUUAACAAAAAUCGGAUGUAUAAUGAAUACUUCUUAAUAAAACGUCAUCGCAGGGAGUUAAACAUCGGAGCAGACGGAGCUAGAAUUAGACAUAUGGCAAAAGACAGCAGCUGAGAUGGCUGAUAAACAUAGUUUAAACUAUGAUGUGAGGGAGCUGAAACUAGGCAGUAGCUUUACCAACAAUAAAACAUCUCAGUAUCAUACAAUAAAAUAUGAUUUCAAGCCAGCAUCAGUGGAUGUCAACAAAAUGGCUACAGUAGAUGUGGGAACUAAUAAUCAAGUCACUGUGACUGUGCCCCAUUUAGAUGGAGCUGGAGUACCUCAGACAGUAUUCAAAGGUAGCCAAAGGCCUUACACAAAGGAAUGUGUACUCAUAAUAGACAGGGUCACCGGAGAGAUCACUUUAGAGAAGCUCUCCAGCAAUAUACAAGUUAAAAAAACCAGACAAGAGACGGCACAGAAGCCGCGGCCGCUGACUCCCGUCACCACAGACUUCACCAACACGACGCAGCGCUCCAGUUCUCGUACCAGAGUCGCUACAAACAGGCGCACCAAUAAUAAUUCCAAUGUGAAUGGUGGUCAAGCCACCAGUCAGUCCCGGUUCAACAACAAUGCGCCGAAGCCCCAGAACAUGGUGCGCUCGCCCUCCAGAGUCAAAACAUCGCCGCCGCAAGCUCCUUGGUCAGCGGGCGGCAACAGUACAUUAGCGUCGUUGCCCAUGAUAGGGUUAGACGAUGCGCCCGCGCCCCUCGCGCCCCCCGCGCCCCCCGCGCCCACCGCCUCUCUCCCGCCCGUCACACAGCACGUGCCCCACGUGCCCCCCGCGCAGCACGUGCCCCACGUGCCCCCCGCACAGCACGUGCCUCACGUGCCCCCCGCACAGCACAUGCCUCACGCGGGACACGCCGCCCACGCGCAGCAUAUGCACGCCCCGCCCCCUGCGCUCGCGCAGCCGCCUUCUUCGGCGGCCUCUCAGGACGACAGCUCGUCCAGCUCGUCUAGUGACAGUGACAGCGAUAGUGGCAGUGGUAGUGACAGCGAUGACAACGAAUCCCCCGCGCACCCCCGCACACACCACCCUCCCACCACCAAUGGUACAGUGGUCAAUCCGGCAUUGCCGAGCGUUCUCAACGACGAUCUCUGUCUAUCCGAGUCCGGGAGCGACUCGGACUGACCGCCGCUCACUCACUCACUCACUCAUUCAUUCACGACUCUAUGGAUUCUUACAUCGCCCUAAAACUUGGCAAGAGUAUACAUACAUACAACCAUACAUACAACUUUCAUAUCACACUUCAAAAUUAAUAAAAAGAUGUCAAGGUCGAUCGUCUGUCGUAAAUUUGUACGAACAAGAAAUACGUAUCCUUUUAUUAACUUUAUAUCGAGUUUAUGGCGAGUCGGUGCCGGGUGAGUGCGCUACAACCUUAAACUCUCCUGUAAUCAAAAUCAAACCUUUAGAUAGACCAGACAGUUACAAUAGACCGACAAGAAUAUCUAAUCAGAUGGGAAUAAGUCAAAAUAAAUUCUGUCAGCACACUAGCGCCCCUAUCUCAAUGUCAAAAAAGCGUCACAAGAUCCUUUUGGUAGCUGUCAUGUCAUGUUUUUUUUCUUUUAUUCUCUCUGACAGACCUAACCGCAACGGCAACGGCUCACACCAGCUCAGAUAAAAAAAAAAACUUUAAGAUUAAUUGAAAUCUGAAUUUGUGGUCAAAAAAGAGACUCUCGUCAAGUUUCAAGGUGUACGGACUUAAGUGACUAUGACAAGAAUACUAUGUCGUUAUAUGAUAUUAAAAUGACGUCAUAAUAAGUAAAAUGUGCCUCAAAAGAAUAGAGAUAUAUUU
Molecule: messenger RNA, 1941 nt
Organism: Papilio machaon (common yellow swallowtail)
Lineage: Eukaryota; Metazoa; Arthropoda; Insecta; Lepidoptera; Papilionidae
Gene: Eaf
Product: ell-associated factor Eaf
Exons: 9
Coding region: 219-1277 (352 amino acids)
Biological process (GO): regulation of transcription elongation by RNA polymerase II; positive regulation of DNA-templated transcription
Cellular component (GO): super elongation complex
Molecular function (GO): transcription elongation factor activity
Source: RefSeq, a predicted model, not a curated record